AUGGAGGCUCCCACGCUUGCAACAUUCUCAAGGGCACCACUCUUGGAGGUAGGCGUGAUUUUGGAAGAAUCACGGCGUUCAGGGCUUGUGGUAUCGUCGCUCUGUGUGCCAACUGAUGUCGUGCGAAACUACUGGUAUUUCAACCCGGAGCUUAAGGGCAUACGUGGAAGCAUAAGUACCGUGGGUGUGGCUCGUCAUAUUUAUGCAACUCGUGGAAUUCGAUGUUUCUUCACCGGUUUCCACCUCACCGCCUUGAAUGUCGUGGGUGGUCAGACCAUAUUCCUCCUGUCUUACGACGCGCUGAAGACUGAAAUGAGCACUCCUUUGGCAAGCAUUUUGGGACGAAUGGCUACACUGCUGUCAAUGCAGCCGCUGGAGUGCCUGCGUACGUACACGCAGGCCAACCUUCCUGGUCGCACCAUGAGCUUUUUCAAGGACACAAAGGGAUUGGCUGCAAUAAAGUCACUCUACCGGGGUCUGAUUCCCACUGUGAUUCGGGAUGUGCCCUUUUCGGCAGUUCAUUGGCCGCUGAACGACCUUCUCUACCGUCGUUUUAUCGCAUCGUGCGGCCGUUCGGAGUCAGACCUGAGUAAAGGCCAGAAGUUUGCGCUCUCGUUUGCAACGGGAACGAUGUCGUCCAUGUUGGCUACGAUGAUAUCGCAGCCCUUCGACAUAGUGAAAACUACAAUCCAGGUACGACUCUAUUUGCAUAUCUUUGCGUGGUACAUAUGCUUUGAAACUGCGUUGUGGAAGCAAUUUUUGUUUUUAGCUAUAAUGGGUGUGGUGGGCAUAAGGUAG
Messenger RNA from Babesia ovata, 798 nucleotides. Its product is annotated as mitochondrial carrier protein. Lineage: Eukaryota; Apicomplexa; Aconoidasida; Piroplasmida; Babesiidae. The coding region runs from base 1 to 798 and encodes 265 amino acids. The transcript has a single exon. The record is from RefSeq and is a predicted model, not a curated record. Gene Ontology annotation, biological process: mitochondrial transmembrane transport.